AUGCAACGCCAACGGCACUUUGGAAUUUUGACCUACACCGUCAACGACCGGUUCAAAAAGAUGAUGAUCAUUCUUGUGAUCAUUUUAGUGUUGCUCGCUGCAAUCGUAAUUACGCUUCUGGUCGUUCUGCUACACCACAGAGGUUCAGAGGAUACAUCCACUACUACUAAAAUUGCCCUUAAUUCUAUUCCCACUACUAAAAUUCCUGUUACUACCCAAAAUUCAAAUCCCAACUCUAAAGGAACAACUGCGAACCCAGAAAAGACUACUGUAACUAGUGAACCCGCUGUUAAGACCCCUUAUCCGGCUCCUCCUACUGAUCCAGUUGAAACUACAGCGCCCCCGGCUCCUGACAUUCCUCGAUGUGCUCCAUCACCACCUCCUAAUCCUCCUUAUCUAUUUGCCUAUUCUAACGACUUGUCUCCAAAUGUUGUUUCACUAACAGCAGACACAUUUUUUGAUGCACUGGAUAAAGACGGUUCCUCCUAUGCGACCGUUCGGUUUGAUACAUCGCCUGAAGAUCCGGUUUAUUUUGCACCAGAUACCAGCUCGGUACACUCCAUCGUGAACGGACGUCUUCCCAACCCUGCCCUUAGCUUUAAAACCACUGCAAUUGGAAGUGACAUAAUCAAAACAAUCGAGAGAUAUUACACUUCCGCUGUGCAACACGGCUUUUCGACUUGUGGCGCCAUAAUUGUGAUUCUAUUAAAACGACUGCCAACAGAAACUGACAUCUCUGAUAUCGUAGCCAAGAUUCGAGCUAAUUCUGGUUUAGUGUUAGUGCUCACCUCUACCAGUCCAUCAGGAGGUGAUCAGCCAAAGACUGCGUAUAGGAUAGCGUCCAAAACCAAUGGCAUGGGUAUAUUUGUGGAUGAUGCAAAGUUACGUCAGCACAUCGACCGCGCACCAAUUUUCGGCGUCCGCCCGAUCUACUGUGCAAACGUUCAAGUCAGCGACCUCGACUUCUACCAAUUACCAAACUUCAAUGUACCUAGAAAUGUACCCCGACUGAACAGAGUAUCCUUCACGGUCCAGGAUCAUGGACCAAUCGACUCAUUUCAAAGACUUGAGCUGAAAUUCUCAGAUAUUACGAAUGCUACACUUGUUACAAAAAUUGCUGUGGAAGCAGAGGAUGUUCGAAAAUUGGGAUCUACUGGAUAUUCAACUUGGUUGGGUUUUGUAGCUGGCGACGAGUAUAGGACAGAGAUCGAUUGUGAUUAUACUAGCGAUGAUAUCGAAGAGCUACAGAUAAGAGUUCAGACUUAUGAGUGA
This is a messenger RNA of Caenorhabditis briggsae, 1272 nucleotides long. Gene Ontology annotation, biological process: innate immune response. The transcript has 8 exons. The coding region runs from base 1 to 1272 and encodes 423 amino acids. The record is from RefSeq and is a predicted model, not a curated record. NCBI's taxonomy places the organism in Eukaryota, Metazoa, Nematoda, Chromadorea, Rhabditida, Rhabditidae.